CUGGACCUGGGCACCGCCAGCCGCCUGGGCACGGGACUGGGCGGGGGCGCUGACCUCGACCUAGGAGGCCCAGGAUCCUGGAGACGCCCGCGCCCUCAGGACCCUGCGGGUCGCACGCCCUCCCCAGCUUCUGCUGCUAGCCGCUCUUCAGCAGGGCGAGGUCAGGUGCCCCCUUCUUGCCUCUUUUCUCUGCUCUUCCUCCCCCACUCCUGUGCCCGCAGAGACUCCUGCCGCCCCCUCCCGCAGGGGUGUAGUAAGCUGCGGAGCUGACAGCAGCCCCGCAGCCACUCUGCCCAAAGUCUCCGGAAGCCGCACGAGCUCAGGCCGCCGCAGCCCCGGCGGACCCACUAUUGGACCUGAGGAGCCAGCCCUCCUCCCGCACUCAAACUUGGAGCACUUGACCUUUGGCUGUUGGAGGGGGCAGGCCUGCGGGUGGCUGGACAGCUGCGGAGCCGCGAGGGCAUCUUGCCUGGAGACCGUCGGCUGCACUCGCGGGCUCCUGGCUUUGCCUUUGGGAUCCCGAGGUGUCCACAUCAGACGCAUGUUGACUGAGACCUAGAGUCAUGGAUGUAUGCGUCCGUCUUGCCCUGUGGCUCCUCUGGGGACUCCUCUUGCACCAGGGUCAGAGCCUCAGCCAUAGUCACAGUGAGAAGGCGACAGGAACUAGCUCGGGGGUCAACUCUGAGGAGUCCACUGCAGCAGAGUUUUGCCGAAUUGACAAGCCCCUGUGUCACAGUGAGGAUGAGAAACUCAGCUUCGAGGCAGUUCGUAACAUCCACAAGCUGAUGGACGAUGAUGCCAAUGGUGAUGUGGAUGUGGAAGAAAGUGAUGAGUUCCUGAGGGAAGACCUCAAUUACCAUGACCCAACAGUGAAACACAGCACCUUCCAUGGUGAGGAUAAGCUCAUCAGCGUGGAGGACCUGUGGAAGGCAUGGAAGUCAUCAGAAGUAUACAAUUGGACUGUGGAUGAGGUGGUACAGUGGCUGAUCACAUAUGUGGAGCUGCCUCAGUAUGAGGAGACCUUCCGGAAGCUGCAGCUCAGUGGCCAUGCCAUGCCAAGGCUAGCUGUCACCAACACCACCAUGACAGGGACUGUGCUGAAGAUGACAGACCGGAGUCAUCGGCAGAAGCUGCAGUUGAAGGCCCUGGAUACAGUGCUCUUCGGGCCUCCUCUCUUGACCCGCCAUAAUCACCUCAAGGACUUCAUGCUGGUGGUGUCUAUCGUUAUUGGUGUGGGCGGCUGCUGGUUUGCCUAUAUCCAGAACCGUUACUCCAAGGAGCACAUGAAGAAGAUGAUGAAGGACUUGGAAGGGUUACACCGAGCUGAGCAGAGUCUGCAUGACCUUCAGGAAAGGCUGCACAAGGCCCAGGAGGAGCACCGCACAGUGGAGGUGGAGAAAGUCCAUCUGGAGAAGAAGCUGCGCGAUGAGAUCAACCUUGCUAAGCAGGAAGCCCAGCGGCUGAAGGAGCUGCGGGAGGGUACUGAGAAUGAGCGGAGCCGCCAAAAAUAUGCUGAGGAGGAGUUGGAGCAGGUUCGGGAGGCCUUGAGGAAAGCAGAGAAGGAGCUAGAAUCACACAGCUCAUGGUAUGCUCCAGAGGCCCUUCAGAAGUGGCUGCAGCUGACACAUGAGGUGGAGGUGCAAUAUUACAACAUCAAGAAGCAAAAUGCUGAGAAGCAGCUGCUGGUGGCCAAGGAGGGGGCUGAGAAGAUAAAAAAGAAGAGAAACACACUCUUUGGCACCUUCCAUGUGGCCCACAGCUCUUCCCUGGAUGAUGUAGAUCAUAAAAUUCUAACAGCUAAGCAAGCACUGAGCGAGGUGACAGCAGCAUUGCGGGAGCGCCUGCACCGCUGGCAACAGAUCGAGAUCCUCUGUGGCUUCCAGAUUGUCAAUAACCCUGGCAUCCACUCACUGGUGGCUGCCCUCAACAUAGACCCCAGCUGGAUGGGCAGUACACGCCCCAACCCUGCCCACUUCAUCAUGACUGACGACGUGGAUGACAUGGAUGAGGAGAUUGUGUCUCCCUUGUCCAUGCAGUCCCCUAGCCUGCAGAGCAGUGUUCGGCAGCGCCUGAUGGAGCCACAGCAUGGCCUGGGAUCUCAGAGGGAUUUGACCCAUUCCGAUUCGGAGUCCUCCCUCCACAUGAGUGACCGCCAGCGUGUGGCCCCCAAACCUCCUCAGAUGAGCCGUGCCGCAGACGAGGCUCUCAAUGCCAUGACUUCCAAUGGCAGCCAUCGGCUGAUCGAGGGGGUCCACCCAGGGUCUCUGAUGGAGAAACUGCCUGACAGCCCUGCCCUGGCCAAGGCAUUACUGGCGCUGAACCAUGGGCUGGACAAGGCCCACAGCCUAAUGGAGCUGAGCCCCUCAGCCCCACCUGGUGGCUCUCCACAUUUGGAUUCUUCCCGUUCUCACAGCCCCAGUUCCCCAGACCCAGACACGCCAUCUCCAGUUGGGGACAGCCGAGCCCUGCAAGCCAGCCGAAACACACGCAUUCCCCACCUGGCUGGCAAGAAGGCUGUGGCUGAGGAGGAUAAUGGCUCUAUUGGCGAGGAGACAGACUCCAGCCCAGGCCGGAAGAAGUUUCCCCUCAAAAUCUUUAAGAAGCCUCUUAAGAAGUAGGCAGGAUGGGGGUGGCAGUAAUGGGACAGCUUGUCCUUUCCUGGGUCUUCUGCCUCUCCUUCCCUCCCUCCCUUCAAGAUAACUGGUCCCAAGAGUGGGGCAUGGGAAGGGCUGGUCCAGGGGUCUGGGCACUGUAUAUACCUGCACUGUACAUCCUUGGGUCCUUCAUUAUUAUUUAUUAACUGACCACCAUGGCCUGCCUGCCCUGCCUCCCUCCCAACCAUGGGCUGCUGCUGUCACUCCCUUUCCACUUCAGUGCAUGUCUUAGUUGCUGUUCCCUCAGCUCCCAGCUCCACCUCUGGAGUUCAGCUUCUGUCUCUGCUGUCCCAGUUUUGAGGUUUGGUUUCUUGUUUCUGUCUCUUGCUUUCAGGCUCCUCCCUCCCACCACUCCCCAGCUUCCCCUAGCAGUUACAGGGAAGAUAGGAGGAGUAACUUCUGACAUGUUUGCCUCAGAUCCGUUCCACCCCACUCACAGUGGUUCUGUUUGCUCCAGACUGGGGCCAGGGCCUAAUCUUUGGGAUUUGUUCUUUGGUAUUGUUGUGGGUCAGAAGGAACCUCAUCCUAGAUCUCACUCAGGCUUCCAGGAGUCCAUGGGGGAGUGAAACCAAUUCUCAGAGAACAACCCACCAGAGACUUUUAAAGAGAGGCUUGGGGAUGGGUUGGAAGAGGCCUCUCUUCAUUGGAGCAUGAGUGGAUGCCAGAACUGUAGGUUAUAAGGCAGUCACUUUUUCUCUCUUCUCCCACCCACACCUGCCUCCCUCUUACCCCUGCUCCCCCACACUGCAGGAGGGUUUGUCUCUAAGAGGUGCUGCCCCAAAGCUCCCCAAGCAUCAAUACUCCUGGGGCUCAGGACAAGUGGCUCCCCUGGCCCGGGGAGCCACAGCCAUGAUACAGGGCUCUUAUGGAGCCCUGGAGUUGUUGGGCAAGGAUGUUGUCAUAUUUUUGAGCCAAAAGACAAACAAGUUAAAAGGAAAAAAAUCUCCUGAAUUUCCCAAGUGCCUAUGCUGCAUAUUCCCCUUGUUAGAUCCCAUUUUCAUGUUACUUUGUAGCCUUGGCCAGAGGCUCAAAAAGGACACAACCAGUUUGGGGAAGGGGUGGCUAAGGAAGAUGGUAUAGGUGAAGGUGGCUGUGUGACCACUUCCCCCCACCCUUCCCACCCUCUAUACAUCUCUCUCCCUUACCUGUUUUUGCUAUGGCUGCAAAGGUAUUUUCCCUCUGCCCCACUCCCUGCCAUGCCUUUAUCCUGGGAUCCUAUUUUGGGCCUAGGGUGGGUGCACCUGGGGCUGGUCUUAGGAGGGUGCUAGGUUGUAGACUGCCUUGUACCCCCUGGACACCCUCAAAUGGGGUUUUCUGUGUUAUUUCAUAAGACUCUUUGAAGUCCAAUAAAGCAUGUAGGAGAUUUUAACCCCU
Rhinopithecus roxellana (golden snub-nosed monkey) is the source of this 4028-nucleotide messenger RNA. It is a transcript of the gene STIM1, whose product is annotated as stromal interaction molecule 1. The coding region runs from base 564 to 2618 and encodes 684 amino acids. Gene Ontology annotation, cellular component: plasma membrane; endoplasmic reticulum. The record is from RefSeq and is a predicted model, not a curated record. Gene Ontology annotation, molecular function: calcium ion binding; calcium channel regulator activity; protein binding. Gene Ontology annotation, biological process: intracellular calcium ion homeostasis; store-operated calcium entry; activation of store-operated calcium channel activity. The transcript is spliced from 12 exons. NCBI's taxonomy places the organism in Eukaryota, Metazoa, Chordata, Mammalia, Primates, Cercopithecidae.